AUGAUAGGCAAAAAUAGCCAAAUGGGACGUGACCUACCACAAGAAGGACCACAGACAAACUAUCUUCUUUUUACUUUAUUCUAUAAUAAAUAUUUUUACAACUGGAGUCGUGUGAAGCUUCGAUACUGCGAUGGAGGAUCUUUUGCUGGGGAUAAUAAGUUUGACAAUGGGACAUUAGUUCUGUUUUUCCGAGGGCAGCGGAUUUGGAAAGCAAUUAUUGAAGAUCUUCUGCCAAAAGGCAUGAGGUUUGCUAACAAGGCUUUGCUUUCUGGGUGUUCAGCUGGUGGUUUAGCAUCCUACUUACAUUGCAAUAACUUCACCAGUUAUCUACCAAAUACCACCACUGUCAAAUGUCUGGGUGAUGCUGGAUUUUUCAUGGAUUCACCAGAUAUCACCAUGAACCACACCCAAAGAACUUUCUUUCAGCAUCUUGUCACUCUACAGGGAAUAGAACAGAACCUGGAUGAGAACUGCACGACUUCUAUCACUGAUCCCAAACAAUGCAUCUUCCCUCAGUAUCUGUUGAAGUACAUAACGCCUCCAGUUUUCAUCUUAAACUCCGCCUACGAUGUAUACCAAUUUCACCACAUAUUAGUUCCACCAUCUGCUGAUCCCCGUGGACACUGGAAUCAUUGCAAACUGAAUCCAAAAGAAUGCCUUCCUAACCAAAUAAGCGUUCUGCAAGCUUUCAGGGUUGAGAUGCUUACAGCUCUAAGGUCAUUCGUGUUCUAUUCAAGAAGAGGAGGGGGGACGUUUAUAAAUUCAUGUUUCGCUCACUGCCAAAGUGAAUCACAAGACACAUGGUUUGCACCCGACUCCCCACAAUUGCAUAAUCAGACAAUUGCAGAAUCAGUUGGUGAUUGGUACUUCGGAAGAAAUGUUUCUAUAAAAGUUGAUUGCCCAUAUCCCUGCGAUACCACCUGUCACAAUCUCAUUGGUGCUAACGAAUACCAAUACGAUCAUGUUUAGUAUAGUAGUAUACUCGAAUCCAAUAAAACCCUCCCAUCAAAUCAAAUCAAUGGAUUAAUUGAUUAUACAUACAAUACCUCCAAAAAGGAAUAACUUGGGAAUGGAAUGGAAGACACCCACAGAUAACAACAACAUAUCACAUAGUAAUUACCAAUUACAAUACGCAAAUUAGCCCUUUAUAUUAUCAUUCAUUCUUCAAACCUCAAUAUGCUGUAAUUACUAAUUACAAUACACAAAUUAUCCCCUGUUAAGUGAGUGGGCUUGUUCUUUGAUCUUGUUUUUUAUCUUCUAGCUAUGUAAUAUCUCUCUUUCACAUUUAUCUUAAAUAGUUAAAUGUUUGCCUCUUUGC
This is a messenger RNA of Lactuca saligna, 1318 nucleotides long. NCBI's taxonomy places the organism in Eukaryota, Viridiplantae, Streptophyta, Magnoliopsida, Asterales, Asteraceae. The record is from the annotation of a GenBank genome assembly.